GAAAAGCCGGAGGACUCCAGGUUCGAUGCUGUCCCUCAGGGCUGUCGUGUGCGGGCAACGGCAGUUACGAUGGGAACUACUGCUGUCCAGAUUCCACAGACUGCUCCUCCUCGGCGUAUAAUCACCCCAAGGUACCUCGCGCCGUUCCCCAGUGCGAUACACCGAGACGAGUAUCGUGCUAACAACCCAGUGUCCUGAUCCGACUUGGAGUAUGUGGGUAGCCAACGAUACUGUCAACGACAAGCCGGAUACUGGCGCGUGGUGUUGCAAGCCAGACUACAAAGGCGUAUAUCGAGAUAACGGCACCGCCAACUACUUCUGUACGGCAACAAGCAUCUCCACUCUUCAGCUUAGCUACUACUGGGCACAUAUGCUUACUACCACAACAUCGUGCUCUUUGACUGCAACGCCGGCUGGUCUAUCAAUAGCUACAUCUGCACUUCUGUCCUCGACUACAUCCAGUGCAACGUCUGCUGGUACUGGAACAGGCGCAGCAUCCAGCACAGGCACUCGAUCUGAGUCGACUAAUGCAUCAUCCCCGGGCAGCAAAGAGCAGGCUGGCAUCCCAGUCGGAGUCAAAGUUGGAGCAGCUGUCGGAUGCGUGGCCGGCGCCGCACUGAUCGUCGCAGUUAUCCUCUUCAUCAGAAAGAGGAAGCAAAAGACGAUAGAGGGAGUUACGUUGACUGGGGACACGGAAGAGGGACGGGGCAAACCUGAAGCCCAAUACUUUCACAAGGGAACUAGGCGACCUAGUGAGCUGGGGACAUUUGAGCGAACCGUCGAGCUAGAUGGUGCUAAACCGACGUAUGAGCUUGACGCGACGAGGAAAGAAGACCAAUAUGACGUUGUGUCUCCGAUGAGUAUGCGGCCAGGCAACUAAAAGGCGUCAUAGACAAAUUAAAGAUGAUGAACAGCAAGAUAUAUCCAUAGCCUUGAUCCAAGUGGGUUGUUUG
Colletotrichum acutatum is the source of this 953-nucleotide messenger RNA. RefSeq lists its product as uncharacterized. The transcript has 2 exons. The record is from RefSeq and is a predicted model, not a curated record. The coding region runs from base 212 to 880 and encodes 222 amino acids. NCBI's taxonomy places the organism in Eukaryota, Fungi, Ascomycota, Sordariomycetes, Glomerellales, Glomerellaceae.